AAACACAGCAAGCUUCAAAGUUGGAAAACCAAAAAAGAAGAAACUAUGGAGAAACUAAUGAGGCAAAUCAUGUUCUGUGGUUUCUUCACUGCUCUUCUUUUGCUUUUAGCUGCAUGCCCAGCAACAUGUCAAGAAGUUGAGGAUGAGAGCGAGUUCAGUUAUGUACCUGGCAGCCAUAAUGGACCGGAGCGCUGGGGAGAGAUUCGUCCAGAAUGGAGCAUGUGUAACAAUGGAACCAUGCAGUCUCCUAUUGAUCUGCUGAAUGAGAGAGUUGAGAUAGUUUCUCACUUGGGAAGACUUAAGAGGGAUUACAAACCCUCUAAUGCAACUCUAAUAAAUAGAGGCCAUGAUAUGAUGUUGAGAUGGCAAAGUGGUGGAGGACAUAUCUACAUAAAUGGAACUCAGUACACACUCAACCAGUGCCAUUGGCACUCACCUUCUGAACACACCAUCAAUGGCCGGAGCUAUGAUCUAGAAGUUCACUUGGUUCAUGAGAGCUCGGAUGGUAGGGUUGCUGUGUUAGGAAUCCUGUAUACGAUUGGACGGCCGGAUUCCUUCUUGUCUAUGAUGGAGAAAGAUUUAAAAGCCCUUGCUGAUAUCAGAGGAGUAGAGAGAGUGGUGGGUACAAUUGACCCAAGGCAAAUAAAGUUGGGGAGUAGAAAGUAUUACAGGUACAUUGGGUCCCUUACAGUUCCUCCUUGCCAUCAAAACGUUGCCUGGACCAUGCUGAGAAAGGUCAGAACUGUUACCAGAGAACAAGUGAAACUAAUCCGCGAAGCUGUUCACGAUGACUCAGAAACUAAUGCAAGACCUGUACAACCAAUAAAUCAGCGCUCGGUGAAGCUCUACAGACCAACAGAUCGUCAAAAAAAUUAAAAUUCACAUUUUUUUAAUUAUUAUUAAUUUUUACUACCACUGAUUAAUAUUAUCAUACUAUUCGAGAUUUCAUUGUUACAGAGUACUACAUAGAUAUCUGCUAGAAAUGAGCUUGGGUUAGAGAUUUCCAUGUUUUUGUAACUCCUGGCCUAUGACUGCCCAUAUUUUAUAUGUUCUUGUUAUUGUAAUAUUAAUAGCUUUACAAUAAGAACUUGUCGGCUUUUGUGCUGGCAUUUCAUGUAUCUUUUGUUGCAUAUUCUGAAUUUAUAUAUUGAAGGUUAGAAAAACACAGGUAAGUUUAGCGGUUAAACAAAAAUUGAGAAGAAAAUAUGUGGACCUUGAGUUUUGAGUCCCAAGAACUUUAUUAAAUAUGAGUUUAACUUAUUUAUGUUAUUAUUGACG
Molecule: messenger RNA, 1278 nt
Organism: Ilex paraguariensis (yerba mate)
Lineage: Eukaryota; Viridiplantae; Streptophyta; Magnoliopsida; Aquifoliales; Aquifoliaceae
Source: the annotation of a GenBank genome assembly